AGACAGCUGAGUCACACAUACAUUUAGACCCAGAUAAAUAGAUACUGAGCGAAAAUAGCCGCUACUGCCGACAAACUAUCGCGCUGAACGCACUGAACUGUAACCUCAACUGCCUUUGACAUCGCGUCGAAAGAUGCUGACGAUAACACUGAAGACCCUCCAACAGCAGACGUUUAAAAUAGAGAUAGACCCAGAAUUGACGGUGAAAUUCCUGAAAGAGAAAAUUGAGGAGGACAGAGGCAAAGAUGCAUUCCCUGCAGCGGGGCAGAAACUCAUCUAUGCAGGAAAAAUCCUGAAUGAUGACACCCCACUCAGAGAGUACAAGAUUGAUGAGAAAAACUUUGUAGUUGUCAUGGUUACAAAGCCUAAACCAUCUACUCCACCACAAGCGGCCCCUCAGCCCACUCCCCAUUCAGCUGCAGCCCCAACACCAUCUUCAACUUUAGCUCCUGCACCGGUCCCAGCACCAGCCUCUGCCUCAUCACAAGAGUCCUCCACAGCGACACAUACAGUACCUGCACCCACACCUGCCCCACAGUCAGUGCCUCCCUCUGAAGCUCCGCCCCCAGCCCCAGAAAGCACCCCGCUGGCUUCUCAAGAGGCGGCGGCUGCUCUGGACUCAAAUACAAACUCAGCCUCAGCCCCGGCCCCAGCUUCAGCCCCUGCUUCGACCCCUACUUCGACCCCCGCCCCUGAGGCCACUCAGACGGCUGCAGCCGAAUGCCCCGCCCCUGCUGCUGCUCCAGAGGAGAAGCCGAGGGAAGAACCAGAGAGUCAACCAUCUGCCACUGCCCCAGUGCACUCCUCUGCUUCCAGCCUCGUUGAUGAACUCGGUCUCCUUGAAGAAGCAGCAUCAAUACUAGUGACAGGUCAGGCCUAUGAGAAUCUUGUUUCAGAGAUCAUGUCUAUGGGAUAUGAGCGGGAGCAGGUGGUCGCUGCACUCAGAGCCAGUUACAACAACCCGGACAGAGCAGUCGAAUAUCUACUCAUGGGUAUUCCAGCAGAGGCCACUGACCUGCUGCCUCAGGAGCCGGUCAGACACAGUGCUCCAGCCAACCAGCCCCCAGCUCUGGCUCCAGCUCCUGCCCCUGCGUCUGCCUCUGCUCCUUCUCCGGCCCCGACCCCAGCCCCAGCCCCAGCCCCAGCCCCUGCCCCGACCCCGGCUCCAGCUACACAGCAACCACAGCAGCCCCCAGCAGCCUCUACCACAGGACCGGUGUCUGGCAGCCAGCCUCCCUCAGCUGGUGGAGGCUCCAUCUCUACAGGGAACCCUCUGGAGUUCUUAAGGAACCAGCCUCAGUUCCAGCAGAUGAGACAGAUCAUCCAGCAGAACCCAGCGCUCCUGCCUGCUCUGCUGCAGCAGCUGGGCAGAGACAACCCACAGCUGCUGCAGCAAAUCACACAGCACCAGGAGCGUUUUGUCCAGAUGCUGAAUGAGCCUCGUGGUGGAGAAGCAGGAGGGGAUGGAGCCGAGGCCCAGGGGUCACCUCAUACAAACUACAUCCAGGUUACCCCCCAGGAAAAGGAGGCCAUUGAGAGGUUAAAAGCACUGGGUUUCCCUGAAGGCUUAGUCAUCCAGGCUUACUUUGCCUGUGAGAAGAAUGAAAACCUGGCUGCCAACUUCCUGCUACAGCAAUCAUGGGAUGACGAGUAACCCAUCAUCACCUGACAGCUCACUGUCAACGGACGGCUGACACUGACACACAAGGUCCGUCUGGAAAGGACAGGGACAGAAGAGGAGGAGGACUAUGAUUUUUUUUCUCACCAUGUGACAUAUAAUGAUGGUGAUGGUGAUGGCGAUGACUUGCUGUUCAAAGUUAGCUGUGCUGCCCAUUCAGCUGUGACGAUCAUUACAGGAACUCGCACUGAGCUGUGCCUCACUGCUGCAUCAUUGCUGCUGUUGCCUGUGCCCUGUGAGAGAAGUUAACACCAGGAAACACAACAGUCUGCAUCACCUCCACAAUCCUACAGACUCCAUUUAAACAGGUUUACAGACUACUCACAAGAAACAUGCACUGAACACAAGGUAUUUAUAAAACACACAGUCUAUUGGUAGUCUGUAUAUACAGGAAAAAAAAUAAUCUGGACUUGACAUUGUGUUGCAAACUAAUGACUACACUGUCUGAGAGCUGGCACGUAUUUUUCAAAUCCAUGUUCACAAAGGAUUUUAUCUCAAAAUCACAAGUCCUCUGAUGAUCCAAUCAAUCAGUGCACAUUAUGACUAGGUUUGUCACAGUAAUUAAAUCAUUUCAACUGACCGUGAUGAUUAUGCAUAAUUAUUAGGAUGGUUUUAAUUCACUCACAAAAACCAAAUGCCGUAUUUCCAUCCCUCUUUUCUCACUAUUUCCCACCAUUUAAUGUUUGACUGGCUCCUUUAAUGAUGUCAUCUCAUUGCGCUGCCUUCAUCUGCUGUGGUUUAACAGCAUUUGAGUAGAGAGUUGGUGCCAUCAGCUGUCCUGAGACACAAAACUUUUUAUGUUUGACACACCACAUCUCAGUGUGCAUCUAUUGACAUUUAGAUCCAAAGCCACACACCACAACACAGCUGGAGUAAUAUAAAAUACAAAAAAACCCACCUACAACUAAACUAUUGACUGCAAUUAUCUAUCUAAUUGUUAAUUACCAACUAAAAUUGAAUUGCACUACUUAUUGUUGAGGAAAAACAUACUGAAAACCAAAUUACAAUACUUAAUACUUACAAUAUUUAUCGAAUAACAAGCAAACCAUAUCUUGUCAGACAGUACUCCUGGGUAGUGGUACCUGUUCCUGGUCAUAAUCAAAAAGGAGUCAUACUUAACCUCCCUGGCAGAAGCAAUUACAUUUACUGAAGGAAGUUAGUGAUUACAAAAUCUACCUUUCUUGUGAGAAGCGAAUACAGUAUAUGAAGACCUACAUUCAUUCUGUUGCUUUACUACAACAUGGGUAAGCAAUGCUUUUGGGAAAAAUCUCAGUGCACCACGAUGACCUAUAAGGAUCUGUCUCUACAUAUUGACAUGCUCUAUUAAUUUUUGGAACCGUGCAGUGUUUUUUUAUUGGUUCUUGCUUGAAUCUGCACCAAAUUUCAUCUACCUAUAAAAUCCCAACAUUGCUCAAACAACCUCAGUCUCCCAUGUAAAUUGAGUGUAACAAAUUAAUGUCCGCUAUGACAUUAUCUACAUCUGUCUUAAUCAAAUAAACCAUGAGUAAAUAUGGGAUGCGACCAGCUCACCACACCAACAGUCAUCAGACAGCAGCAUCUGUGAGUUCAUAAUAAUUCCCUUAUGAACUUUCCAAUGUUACUAUACAGAGAAAAUGCUGUUUUCAGUCAAGUCAACAUCAAACUAGCUGAUGAAAAGAAACGCAAUAAUGUAAUGUUAUGUAAUUAAAAUAGUUCCGCUGUUUAUUGCAUUUUUAAUGGAGUAAUCCGUAACCUGUUACAUCACAAAAGGAAGGUGCACAGAGAUCAGAAUAAUCCAAUAACAUCCAAUAAAUGCACAUUUAAUAUUGAGGAAUGUGGAGUGAUGAAGACUUAAGUAAAAUUUAGUCAAGUCAAAACGGAUACUUCAGAGUUUGGAGGUACUUUCAGCAUUAAGAUAUUUUGUGAAUUUGGCUUAAAGUCAGAUCAUUUCAAUUCUUCUACUUCUUUAACCCCAAGAAAAUUCCCAAACACUGAUCUGAUUGAGCACAAAUGUCUCCACUGUUCAUAUAUGGCUUCUGUCAUUAAUACCUCAGGCUACGUUCACACUGCAGGCCUUUAGCUUUACCUUUUUCCUGUUCACACUCUUUUUGUAUCAGAUUAAACUGUGGUCUGGUGCCACAAUUGCAAAGACAUUACAGGCAGAACGCUGUCAUACAGAAGUAACAUGGAGGCCCUGAAGUCAGUGUUAAAGGUUUUCUCAUCACAACGUCUUUCAUGGUUAUAAUCACAGUGACUCCCACCAGAGCUGUUACAGAUGUGAGGUCACAUUGCAUAAAAUCAGAUCACAUGUGGAAUUACCUGAAAUCAAAUUUUAAAGAUCAGUUAAAAAAGCAGGUCUGAAUCAUGUAUUACAACAAAAGCUGAUUUGAGGCCCGCAGUCUGAACGCAGCCUUAAAGUCAGUGUUUGGAACUUGUACAAAGGGUCAACUGAGUACCUGAAAUUGGAAUUAGAGCCCAUUCUUACCAGAAGACGAAAGGGGAAAUGUUACAAGUGAUAGAACAUCUUAUACCAAGCGAAACAUUAGAAAUGACCCAAUAAUACAAUCCAUAAGACACUAAGAGACACUUUUUUUAUAUAAUUUUUUUUUACACAUAAAAUAUAUUUGUGGGAUUUACAAUGAAUUUUGUUGAGUUUAAAGGACAAAUCCUUGAUACUUUCUAUUAUCCUUUAUGUCACUUAUUUUGAUUGUUGAUUUUUCCUUUUUUUUUUUUUUCUCUCAUGUAAAAUUCUAUUCAUCAAAGAUCUGACUGUAUUGUAGAAUUUUAACUGGGUAUUAAAUCUUUACACCCUGAAUUUGUGUUAUCAAAAGUAAAAAAUGUGAGUUUGUAUCUCAAUUUCAACACAUCUAUAAGUGUCAGAUGUUUAUUUAGUAUUAAAUGUUUAAAUUAUAGAUUUUGUUUCCUCUUCAUCUCCAUUUCAUUCUGGCAGGAAUGGGCUUAAAUAAACACAAAAUUACAAGUUUAGUACAAUCGGCUUUAAGUUACUUUGCACUCACGUUGUCCGGUGAAUAACUGUUCACAGUAUAUUAUGAAGCCAGUGUGUGUGUUGUGUUUUGCGUGUGUGGAAGAGGUAGGAACACACUGGAUGCAGCACUCAGACUGUUUCAGACAUCACUGCAGUCUGCAGUGAUGUCAGAGGUGCAGAGGUGACAAGGAUAUUUAACAGAAAGCUUUUGCAGGUUGAUUAUGAAGUGCCACAUUGUGCGCUUUGAGAGCUAAACAUAAUUUUUUUCAAGGCAAACUGUGUAUGUAUGUGUGUUGUUGUUUUUUUUUUUCAAUGUUUGUUGAGCUUCAUAGAUCAAACUGUUCCACUCCCUACCUUCAGACAAUCUGUUUUCAGUUUGUCUCAUAUCACAUGUUCUAUGCAUUUUAAAGCUGUUAAGGUUCGAGCCAGUGAUGCUCAUUCAUGCCUUAUGGGUUGUUAGACAUUUAAUUUGCAAAUGGUGUUGUAAUUUACAAAGUAGUUGAUGUUUCACUGGGGAGCAUCUUAGGAUCGGUGAGUAGUUUUUGACUUUUAAUUACUUGGCCAUUAUUUUCAAAGUCGACUAAAGGGAAUUUGAAUAAGUGCUACAAGCCAAAACAAAUUGUAUUUUUUCGGCAUGUGCUUUGCUCUUUCUCCUCUCUUUUUUCUUUAUUGUGUUUCAACUGGAAAUAACUGGAAGUUUUGUAUUGUAUUGUAAAUGGGUUACACAAACUUUGGAGAAAAAGGCACUUUACUGUGACAAAAUGCUGCUCUUUAGCUGUGAGGGUCCGUUGGUUGCAUGAGAUUGUUAUGAAGAGUUAUUUAUAGCAUGGCAGUGGGAGAAGAAUGAAGAAACCAUCAGUGUGACAUUGUUCUGACACCAAUUUAUUUGUAGUUUCAUUUUAUUUGUUUUGUUCCAUUUUUGGGUUUAUAAAAAAAUACUUACAACCUUUAAAGACAUCAGUUGAGGUUGUGCCGAAUAGUUGUGAAAAACUUUUGUUUCAGCAUUGUGUAAAAUAAAUGGCUUUUACAAA
Sphaeramia orbicularis (orbiculate cardinalfish) is the source of this 5674-nucleotide messenger RNA. RefSeq names its product UV excision repair protein RAD23 homolog A-like. The record is from RefSeq and is a predicted model, not a curated record. The transcript is spliced from 10 exons. NCBI's taxonomy places the organism in Eukaryota, Metazoa, Chordata, Actinopteri, Kurtiformes, Apogonidae. Gene Ontology annotation, biological process: proteasome-mediated ubiquitin-dependent protein catabolic process; nucleotide-excision repair. Bases 134 to 1654 code for a protein of 506 amino acids. Gene Ontology annotation, molecular function: proteasome binding; ubiquitin binding; damaged DNA binding. Gene Ontology annotation, cellular component: cytosol; nucleoplasm.